CCCUGCAUAAUAUCAAUUCCUCUGUUUGCUUGUUUUCCUGAUUUGAAAUUAUCUCCAUCUCUGAGUUGGGGCUCAGAAAUCAUUUCCACAGUCAAUUCAAAUGGAUACGAGUGAAGACCGUUCGGAGAUUGCAUUCUUCGACGUGGAAACGACGAUUCCUUUUCGUCCCAAUCAGGGCUAUGCUCUGUUGGAGUUCGGAGCAAUUCUGAUAUGUCCUCGGAAGCUGGUUGAGCGGGACAGCUACUCUACCCUGGUCAGGCCCGCCGACCUCUCCUCCAUAACCGGCGCCUCCGUCAGGUGUAACGGCAUCACCCGAGACGCUGUUGCUUCUGCACCUACUUUUCGAGAAGUCGCCGAUAGGGUCUACGACAUCCUCCAUGGUCGAAUUUGGGCGGGUCACAAUAUUGUGAAGUUUGACUGUGCUCGGAUUCGGGAGGCGUUCGCGGAGAUCGGUCGCCCUGCGCCGGAGCCGAAAGGAACUAUUGAUUCCUUGACAUUGUUGACGCAGAGGUUCGGGAGGAGAGCUGGAGAUAUGAAGAUGGCCACCCUUGCAACCUAUUUUGGGCUUGGACAACAAAAGCAUAGGAGCUUAGACGAUGUUCGGAUGAAUCUUGAAGUUCUCAAGUACUGUGCAACAGUUUUAUUCCUGGAGUCUUGCCUCCCAGACAUUUCCACUACCAACAGUUGGACCUCUUCAAAUGCAACAGCAAGAAGUCAUAGUAAUGGAAAAGCUGCCCCUGCUGCUACAGUCUUUAACAUGACAAUCCCACCAUCAGAUCUCAAGUUCAAGAAUGAUCAAAGAUCAUCCCGUAUGACUGGAGAAACUGAAACAGAAUUUCUCAGUUCUGUGAAAUCUAAUAUCCCUCAACCAGAUCAUUUUGACAUGAGCCCACUUUUUGAUCAAAUGCAAGUAGAAGCCCUGCAACUGGAUGCUAACAUGGAAGGGAAAAAUGUAGCAGACUUGCACUUUAUAUCUUAUGACAUAGUGAUGCCCAAUGGUUGCAGUACUUCACAGGGCAUCUCACAGGAAGAAAGACCUACAACAGAGACUCAAGGGACAUCAUCAUAUAGUAAAGCUGCAUCUGGAGUUUGCAGUGGCUAUGCUGGGUUCUUGGAACCUGAGGAAAUCUCAAUUCCUUCUGUCAGUGCAUCUUUUGUCCCAUUUUAUCGAGGCAGUCAGAGAAUACAACUAUUGCACAAAGAUGUCCCCUUGCAGCUAUGCUGUAUGAAACUAAGAGUGCGCUUUGGAAUAAGCGCAAAAUUUCUCGACCAUGCUGGCCGGCCUCGUUUGAGUAUUGUAGUAGACCCAUCACCUAGCCUAUGUGAGGUUCUGGAUGCCUGUGACCAUCAUGCACAAAGGUUGUCUGUGGAAUCUGGUAGUGGUUCUGAAUGGAGGCCUGUUGUGACUAGGAAGAAUGGAUUCUCAAAUUCAACUGUUCGACUGCACAUACCCACUGUACCGAAUGGAGACAUUGCCAUCUAUGGUACAGAGAUUUACCAGAAAGAAGCUUCUGGCAAUGCUCAAAGGCUUGUUUUUAGUAGAUUCGAUGCUGCAGAGCUCGAUUCGUUUUCUCCAGGAACUCUAGUCGAUGCUUUUUUCUCCUUGGAAGUGUAUGAUUACCAGCAGAAUGCAGGCAUUCGAUUAGUGGCAAAAAAGUUGAUUCUCAAUUCGAAGUAGCCGGAGUUCAGGAAAAUCCUCUGAUUUCCUUAUAUGGAGCAGAGUUCUAUUUAUUACUGUAAAUUUAUGUAACACGAGCACUGUUUAUAGUUGUGCAUAAGGUUAAGUUCGAAAUUGAUUGUGUUUUAAGCUUUGCUCACAUGUAAGAAAAAAACCAUAUGGUAGUCAAUGUUAUAUAUUCAUUCAUUCUUUAA
Molecule: messenger RNA, 1872 nt
Organism: Nelumbo nucifera (sacred lotus)
Lineage: Eukaryota; Viridiplantae; Streptophyta; Magnoliopsida; Proteales; Nelumbonaceae
Product: protein NEN2-like
Molecular function (GO): nucleic acid binding; 3'-5' exonuclease activity
Source: RefSeq, a predicted model, not a curated record